UUGUGCAUCCUAAAAGUUGGGAUCACAAAAAGUUUGUUCUUCUUUCCUAAUUCCCCCCAUUCUUGUUCUUGCUGCCCAUUCAUUCCAUAGCCAUAAACUUAAUACUUGCUCUUUUUGUUUGGCACGUGUACCACGUGUGAAUCGCACGCUCCAAAGAUAAGGUCACACAAAUCACUUCAUCCGUGUCACGCAUAUGCUUAGACACGCUUGGCUUCCUUCACACGCGUGAGAAACCCUAGCCUUCGCAUGCUCGCCGUGUUCCGCCGGAUUUUUGCCGGAAAACCUUCCCGCGAAUCCUAAAAUCUCCUCUCCUAUCCUUCAGGUUCUUUCUGUAGAGAAUAUCAAUUUUCCUUCCGUCACUCUGCUCCGGCUAAUUCGCCGGAAUAUUUAUUAUUGUAUUUAGAUGGAUCUGGUUUCUACAAGUGAUGCUCGUCGGCUUCUGUUCAUGUCCCAGAGCAAUUAGAUGUGAAAUGACGCAUUGGAGCUAAAGAGCCAAGCCUCUGUAAUCAUACAAAAAAUGUCUUCUGAAAUACUUUAGUCAAAUUAUUAUGCUGAAGCAUAACGCUGGGCUAGUAGAAUGUCAUCUGCAUGUGAAGUUUGAAAUGUGAUAAAGCUCGAGCAAACAAAGUGGGAAAAGAAAAGCUGGAAAAUGGCAUCAGAGAUGCAGAGAUAUGAUACAAAUGAAGAUGACGAAGAGAUGGAUGUGAAAGAAGAAGAUGAUGAAGAUGAGGAUGAUGAAGAUAAGAAUGGCACCAUGCAUGCAAUGGCAGGUUUCGAUGGGGCACAUGGAUCUAGCAGCAGUAAUAGGUUUCAACACCAUCAGCAAUAUCAGGAGCCGCCAACCCCACAAGGGGGAUCUCGUAGAUGUAGGCCAUUAGAAGAGAAGGAAAGAACAAAGCUUAGGGAGCGACAACGUAGAGCUAUUACUGCUAAGAUCUUGGCUGGUCUCCGAAGGCACGGGAACUAUAACCUUAGAGUUAGGGCUGAUAUCAAUGAUGUUAUUGCUGCUUUGGCAAGGGAAGCAGGCUGGGUUGUCCUUCCAGAUGGAACCACCUUUCCCUCAAAAUCACAUUCACAGGUCACUGGCACUACUGGUGGGACACCCACCACAAUGGUGACUUCAUCAUCUUCACAUAUACCAACACAACAUACUCCACCUGCUUCGUUGAAAGGCACGCCUUCUGGGUUUCAGAACACAGCCGAUCACAGUGCCUUUCAAAUGAAAAGUGUGUUUAUACCUGCUUCUUCCCCUUAUGAUUCAUCCUCCACUGCCCGAUCACAAACUUCAGCCAUGGUUGCAGAUGGACAAGACACACAAAAUGACCCAUUUCUUGUAGGGUCUGGGGAUUCAAUUGACAAGGAGGUUAUUGACAUACACACAAAGUUACAGGAGCGUGAUUUUGCUGGGACACCCUACAUUCCUGUUUAUGUUAUGCUACCUUUAGGAGUGAUUAAUAUGAAGUCUGAGCUUGUUGAUGCGGAUGGUCUAGUGAAGCAACUGAGAGUUUUCAAGUCAAUAAAUGUUGAUGGUGUGAUGGUGGACUGCUGGUGGGGCAUAGUAGAGGCAAAUGCUCCACAGGAUUAUAACUGGAAUGGAUAUAAAAGGCUGUUUCAAGUUGUGAGGGAGCAUAAACUCAAAAUAAAGGUUGUGAUGUCCUUCCAUGAAUGUGGAGGUAACAUUGGUGAUGAUGUUUGUAUUCCACUGCCUCACUGGGUAUCUGAAAUCGGUCGAAGCAAUCCUGAUAUAUAUUUUACAGAUAGAGCAGGACGGCGAAACCCUGAAUGUCUGUCGUGGGGAAUUGAUAAAGAGCGCGUUUUGAAAGGGCGCACUGCUGUAGAGGUCUACUUUGAUUAUAUGAGAAGCUUUCGAGUUGAAUUUGAUGAGUUCUUUGAGGAUGGUAUUAUUUCCAUGGUUGAAGUAGGACUAGGCCCAUGUGGGGAACUAAGAUAUCCCUCUAAUCCUGUAAAGCAUGGCUGGAGGUAUCCUGGAGUUGGUGAAUUCCAGUGUUACGACCAGUAUUUGCUGAAAAGCCUGCGCAAGGCGGCUGAAGCAAGAGGACACUCAUUCUGGGCACGAGGACCCGAUAAUGCUGGUUCCUACAAUUCACAACCACAAGAGACUGGAUUCUUUUGUGACGGGGGUGAUUAUGAUGGAUAUUAUGGUAGGUUUUUCCUCAACUGGUACUCUCAAGUUCUGGUUGACCAUGCAGAUCGGGUGCUUUCUUUGGCCAAGUUAGCUUUUGAUGGAACAUGCAUUGCCGCAAAGCUAUCAGGAAUUCAUUGGUGGUAUAAGACAUCUAGCCAUGCUGCCGAAUUAACAGCUGGGUUUUAUAACCCGAGCAAUCGAGAUGGUUAUGUUGCAAUUGCGGCAAUGCUGAAGAAGCAUGGAGCUGCACUGAACUUCAAGUGUGCUGAAAUGAGCAUGUUAGAGCAGACAGUGGAUUUCUCUGAGGCUUUAGGUGAUCCUGAAGGAUUAGCCUGGCAAGUGCUGAAUGCGGCUUGGGAUGUUUCUCUACCAGUUUGCAGUGAGAAUGCACUCCUGUGUCAUGAUAGAGGUGGCUAUAAUUGUUUAUUGGAAAAAGCUAAGCUCUUGAAUGAUCCGGAUGGGAAGCAUAUUUUUGCUUUUACCUACCUUAGGCUCGGUCCCCUUCUCAUUGACGGACAGAACUUCAUGGAAUUUGAACGAUUUGUUAAGCGCAUGCAUGGAGAAGCAGUCCUUGAGUUCCAAUCGUAGUUCGGGAGAGCAGACAAUCUUCACUAUGUGCAUAAGUUCCCUGACUUCCCUCUUCCUUAGGGAAAGCAGGAUUAUAUAUAUUUGUCAGUAUAAUUUAAGCAUAGUUCAGGAGAGCAGGCAGUCUCAGCUUGUGAGCAAAUCCCCUCUGGGAUUACAUUUCUGUAGUAGAAUGUAAGAAUACACUUCCAUAGGAAAUAUGAAGCUGGCAGUGUCGAACUGCAAUUUGACAUAAGAUGUAUAUUCAUGUUGAAGAUGAUCACAUACCGUAACUUGACCUAAGAUGUGUGGUUCAUGUCGACAUACUAUCUUAAACAAUUUCAGUUGUAGAAAACAAACUAGUUUUCAAGGUGCUCAAA
Molecule: messenger RNA, 3090 nt
Organism: Nicotiana attenuata
Lineage: Eukaryota; Viridiplantae; Streptophyta; Magnoliopsida; Solanales; Solanaceae
Product: beta-amylase 7-like
Exons: 11
Coding region: 650-2734 (694 amino acids)
Biological process (GO): polysaccharide catabolic process
Molecular function (GO): beta-amylase activity
Source: RefSeq, a predicted model, not a curated record